Vitrella brassicaformis is the source of this 1885-nucleotide messenger RNA. NCBI's taxonomy places the organism in Eukaryota, Vitrellaceae. The record is from the annotation of a GenBank genome assembly.
UGGGCCGGCCUGAGGAGGUCUUUGCAGGUGGGUGUUGGGGGUGAGGAAAUGCCGCAGCACGAGGGCUAUUCGUUCAAGGGAGCCGGCAACUGCAUGACGCCCAAUAAGACCAUCGUCCAUGGCACGUGGUACCCGAUUGUGGGCCAAGAGGGCGAGCUGGUGCGUCGGUGGGGUGGGAGGGACGGAGGCAGGCAGAUGCUGACUGGCUGGCAUGGGAUGAAUGGAUGGAUGGAUGUACGUUGGACACAUGUGCUGUAGGUCCGCCUCGCAGAGAACUACGAGGAGCAGGAGGCCGGUAUCAUCAAUGCGGAGAUAUGUGCGGGCAUCUGCACCGACCUGGGCGAGCAGUGUGCCGCGUUCACCACGGGCAUGAGAAGGUACCCACACACAGACGUGCGAAUGCCAUCCAUGGGUCCACAUACAUACAUGUGUUUGCGCUGCGCUGCGUUGAUUUGGGUUGGGUGCAGUGGUCGGUGUGGUCUGUUGGCGCCCAACAGCACGAUGAAUGAGACGCUAUCGGGCAGCCUCACCGACAGAGAGGAGUGCUUUGCGCGACGCGCCGAGGGAGGUGAGAUGAGACACGAGGGCGGUGGGUGGUGCGGGGGAGAUGGGAUGGAUGUGGUCGUCUGGUGGCCGAAUGUGUCUUCCUUCCUUUAGAUUUUGAGAGUGUGGGGAAGGUAGAAAAACUGCACACACACUGAAAGGACACACACACACACAGAGGGGAUGUCUUUAUGUGCGUCAUCUGGGCAAGGGCUACUGCCGCACUGAACUCGAGGAUGGCACAUUGGAAGCCGGGUGGGCACAUGCAGUACAGAUGGAUGGCGUCCACACACGCACAUGUACCUGGAUGUCCGUGUGGAUGGCAUGUCAUGGCAUGCAGGCCUUACAUCACUCUCUUUGCCGAGGAGCUCGGCGCAGACACACUGGAGGACUGCAUCGAGUAACCAGCAGCACCAUCGACAUGCUGACUGACACACAUGCCAUGCUCACGCACCGCUUUCUCUCCUUGAAUUCGGUGCAUGUGUGGUUGCCCAGGGAGUGCGAGAGCCUCAAUGGUCGCGUGAGCGACCCGUCCCCCCUGUGCACGGGCAUCGAGCUGCGCGAGGCGUGUGAGCUGCAGCUGGCACCCAUGACCCCCACCACCACCGAGGCCAACCUCUGCUACCAGAAGAAUAGCUAACCGAGUGGUGGUCGGAUGGAUGGCGCCGAUCCCGUGUGCGUGCAUUGGUGUGUGUGCGGAUUUUGGCAGGCAGCCAUGACCCCAGCUGUUUGUCUCCUUACGUAUUGCUGGAGUGAUGGAUGCGUGUGUGUGUGUCAUCGCAAAGAAGGAGGCUGGCUGCGUGUCGUUUAUGUAGAUGUUAACUAGUUAAGUGUUAUGUGUUGCCUUGCUCGCGUGUGAUCGCCUUUUUGAGCAGACCAGGUCGAGAAGGAGAAGAAUCAGUCCAAGCAUAUCUAGCCAUAGGUCAGGCCAGAAAAAUGGUGUGCACGGCGUCGUAAGUACGGCUGACAGACCUCCUUUCAACACGGCCCUACUGCGACGGAUGCCGCAUGAAAGUGGGUGUGGGCGUGGGCCGUGUUUGGUGUUUUUGUGCGUCCAUGGGCGAGUUUCUUGUCCUCCAUCUGCGGGGCUGCGAGCAUGUGUGUGUGCAUACGUAUGCAUGAGUCCUGCAUACGUUCAUAUAUAACCUUCUGUCUGUCUGUCUGUGUCGGUGUGUGUCUGAGUGUUCAUAAGUUGGUACGUGGCUUGUCGCACGUCCAUCCAUCCGUCCGUGGCCGUGGACGGACGGAAGGGACAGGACAGCCAGGGAGGGGACGGACGGGGAAUGCGGACUAAGCAUGUUUGAACGAAUAUGACCACACGACAUUUGUGCCUAUCCUGGCC